Molecule: messenger RNA, 2992 nt
Organism: Cheilinus undulatus (humphead wrasse)
Lineage: Eukaryota; Metazoa; Chordata; Actinopteri; Labriformes; Labridae
Product: inner centromere protein
Exons: 21
Coding region: 190-2706 (838 amino acids)
Biological process (GO): positive regulation of protein serine/threonine kinase activity; mitotic cytokinesis; meiotic spindle midzone assembly
Cellular component (GO): midbody; meiotic spindle midzone; nucleus
Molecular function (GO): protein serine/threonine kinase activator activity
Source: RefSeq, a predicted model, not a curated record
UUUACCGUUCGGGAAAUACACACUGUGAGGACUUGACACAUAAGCUGUGGAGGAGAAUUUAAAAAAAAACUCCAUUUGGAACAUUGGCUUACACGUCAGUAUGCAGUAUAUUUAAUCUAAACACUCCGGAGCUACGAGCAUUGGGUUUUCUUUUCAGGACAGUGGAUAUCAAAGGUAACGACCAUCAACAUGAACUCCGUACUAUCUUCUGUUCGAUCCCUUAUGCAAACGUUUGAUGGCAAAAUCAAGGAAUUCAUCAGUGACAUUGACAAUGUCGACAUGGUUUGGCUUGAGGAGAUCCAACAAGAAGCUAAUAGGAUGUUCUCUCGAGAUUUUAAUACUGAACCAGAAUUAAUGCCAAAAACACCAUCACAGAAGAAGAAAAGUCGUAGGAAGCGUGUGUCUUUAGGGCGUCAAGAAGAGAGUCAGGCCAGGCGAAGGUUUUCCAAGGGGAAGCGCAGUAAUCUACGUCGCUCUUCUGUCAGUUCACUAAAUUUCAUUGCUGAAGAACAGGCUAUUCCUGAAGCCUCCACUUCUGAAGUCAACAUCACCACACAGCCUAAACGCACCACCCGCAAAAACAAGCAGACAAAACCCGAGGUGCCAGAAGAAGUGAGCCAGUCACCCCCUAGCAGCUCCAAAACUGAGGAGAUAGAGACCAACAAGCCAGAGCUGGUCAAAGAUGCAGAGACAGACAAAAAUAACACACCAAACACUGCAGAAGUGGAGCAGGACAACUCAUGCAGACCUUCUCCACCUAAAAUACCCUUACCAGAGCUUGUUGUCAGCAUCUCUGCAGAAGAACGCCUGUCUGCUGAGAUCGCUAAAACAACAAAACCUUCUCCUGGACGAACUGCUGCGAAGAUUGCCAUAGCUGGCACGGCUCGAAGCUCACGUCGGAGCUCUGUACGGUGCUCCCUGAAGCUGCGUCACUCCCUGGCUGGUCUGCGGCACAGCAUGACUCAGGAGUCUGUUCGCCGCGCCUCACGCCGUUCCAUGAUGAAGAAGAAGGCAGCUCGAAUGGGGACCUCUACAUGCAGUAGUAACACUGAUGGGGACUCUUGCAUGGAAGAGGAAAGAGAGGCGGUGACAGAAGCUGCAACUGCAGACAUGGAGGAUGAUGAGACACCUGAGAAAUCUCCUGAGACCCAGAUUAAACCACAAGAGCAACCGUCCAUUAAACGUGUAACUCGAUCUGUGGCUGCAAACUCUCCAAAAAUGGCGCCUCCAUCAUUGUAUACUGCAGAGCUUACAGUGAGCACACCCACCAGAAAAACAGCCAACACUGAGAAGGAACAGCUUUCUAAGCCAGGCCGUAGAUCACGCCAAAGUACCAAACGCAAAUCACCAGACACUGUUGAAGAAAGUCCCACAAAGAGGUUUUCUCCUCCCAAAAAAAGUCAAAGUGCAAUCAGACCCAACAUGAAGUCUUUCCUUCACACUGUACAGAAGAAUCAGAUGCUGAUGAUGACUCCAAAUUCACUUGGCCGGUCCGGUGUCAUCAAAUCCUUCAUCAAACACACCACUCCUCUAAAGACAGAUUUCAAGUUGAGUGUCGGUACAGUGACAAAAGAGCGUCACAAGCUGGAAGUCCUCAAGAAAAAGCAGGAGCAAGAGGAGGAAAGAAUGAGGAAAAUGGAGGAGGAGAAGAAGAAGAAACAGGAAGAACUUAAAAGAAAGAGGGAUGAAAGGUUAAGAAGAGUGAUUGAGGCUAAAGUGAAGGAGGAGCAGAAAGAGGAGGAAAAGAAAAAGAAGAUUGAGCAAAAAAUGGCCAAGAUUGAUGAGAAAAAUGAUAUGCGUCUGGCAGAGGAGAAGGCCAAGAAGAAGGUGGCCAUGAAACGUCAGGAGGAGCUGGAACAGAAGAAGAAAUUGGAAGAGGAGGCAAGAAAGAAGAAGCUUCAGCAGGAGGAAGAAAAGCGGCAGCAGGAGUUACUUGCCAAGAAGAAGGCAGAGGAGGAACAGCAAGCUCGUAAGCUGGCUGAAGCUCGUAAAGCUCUGGAGCUGAAGAGAGAGCAAGAGAGGGAGAGAGAGAUGGAGAGAGAGCGGCAAGCUGCUGCUGAAAGGGAACGAUUGGAGAAAGAAAAAGCCCUUGCGUUGCAGCGGGAACUGGAGAGAGCAGCUAGAGAGAAAGAGAGGAGAGAACUAGAGGAGAAGAGAAAGGCACUGGAGGAAAAAAGGAAACUGGAAGAGCAGCAGAGAAAAGAAGCAGAAGAGAAGGCUGCUAAAGAGAGAGAGGCUGCCAGGCUGAAAGAAGCUGCUGCUAAACAGGCUGCUGAGGCAAAGGCCACCCUAAAUGUCACUGUGGACAUCGAGCGCUCUGUUAUGACCACACCUGUAGGAAAAGGUGGUGGCUUAAAUGUGACCGUGGAUAUUGAGCAAUCACCACAAUCAUAUGCCAUCACUCCAAAGGGGGGAAACAAACCUUUGAUUUCGUCCAAAAGUGCAGAUGACUAUGGAAUGGACCAAAACAGCGACGACUCUACUGAUGAUGAGUCUGCUCCUAGAAAACCUAUUCCAUCCUGGGCUGAAGGUCAAAACCUGCAGCAGAUAAUUAUGAAGCAGUACUUCAACCCUCCUGACUUGGACUCUUUUUUUGGAGCCAUCGAAGCACCAAAACUGGAAAACAUCUUUUACAAGAGCAAGCCUCGGUAUUUUAAACGUACCAGCUCUGCUGUGUGGCACUCACCUCCUGUUGGAACUAAAUAACAUCUGUACACUGCUACAGAGUACAUUUCUGUAAAAAUUUCUAUGUUUAGUUUUUAAGUCUGUUUUUGAAUAAAGCGACCACUUUCUUUUUUCUCAUGUUUUAACUUUUUUUUUUUAUAGGUAUUUUAGAAUUUUCAUUAGAAUGUGAAAUGUCGUGGGUUUAAAGUGAUACAUGGGUGGAGAAGUCAGUGCUUCAUUCUUGUACUUGUACUUGAAGAUGGGUGUGAAAUCUAUGCUGUAUGAUAACCUAAAACGUAUCAUGUAUAUACUGACUGUAUAUGAUAGA